UUGGUUAAGACAGAAAAUCGAUGGGUUCGACCWGUUGAGUCUGAAAAAACUUUAUCAGAAGAAGAGAAGAAAACUCAGGAAACAAUCCGUAAAUUCCGUGGAAUUCUCAACAAGCUCACSCCUCAGAAAUUCCAAACUUUGAUAUCWCAAGUGCUCGAGCUGGACAUCGAUACUCCUGAAAGGCUGGAGGAAAUUAUCAAUAUYACUUUUGAAAAGGCUAUUACAGAGCCAGCAUUUAGUGUAGCCUAUGCUAACCUAUGUAGAUGCCUGAUUCCUACAAAUGUCAAAAUUACUCAAGACGGGAAGGAGCAGAGCCUUACGUUCCGUAAAAUACUUCUAAACAAGUGCCAGAAAGAAUUUGAAAGAGAGAAAGAUGAUGAACAAAGCAUUCACAAGAAAAUGGAAGAAUUACUGCAAGCAGGAUUGUCGGGUGAAGAGCUUAAGGUGAAGAAGGCAGAACUAGCUUUAGAAGAACUCAAAGGCAGAAGGAGAACUCUAGGGAAUAUUCGAUUUAUUGGUGAACUUUACAAAUUAAAGGUAAAAAUAACAAAGAAUGACUAGACUUAAUUGUUAAAAUUUUGGGUGCUCCUGCUAAGCAAAAACACUCUCUACAUGUAAAUAAUAGUGCUGUAUUAGUAAUAAUACUUUUAC
This is a messenger RNA of Exaiptasia diaphana, 651 nucleotides long. Its product is annotated as eukaryotic translation initiation factor 4 gamma 1. The record is from RefSeq and is a predicted model, not a curated record. Lineage: Eukaryota; Metazoa; Cnidaria; Anthozoa; Actiniaria; Aiptasiidae. Gene Ontology annotation, molecular function: protein binding; translation initiation factor activity; mRNA binding. Gene Ontology annotation, cellular component: eukaryotic translation initiation factor 4F complex.